This is a messenger RNA of Helicoverpa armigera (cotton bollworm), 948 nucleotides long. Its product is annotated as adenylate kinase isoenzyme 1. The record is from RefSeq and is a predicted model, not a curated record. NCBI's taxonomy places the organism in Eukaryota, Metazoa, Arthropoda, Insecta, Lepidoptera, Noctuidae. The transcript has 5 exons. Gene Ontology annotation, biological process: nucleobase-containing compound metabolic process. The coding region runs from base 127 to 882 and encodes 251 amino acids. Gene Ontology annotation, molecular function: AMP kinase activity; ATP binding. Gene Ontology annotation, cellular component: cytoplasm.
AGUUGUCCCAUUCAAACAAGUGUCAUUUAUUUGGAAAUGUCAUUUUACUCCAAUUUUAUUGAAGAUUAUAGUUAUUAUAAUUAAUUUUACACAAUAAUAAGCUUGCAGACAUCGCGUGACAUCAAAAUGGGAUGUUUUUACUCUAGGGGUACGGAGGAGGACAUGGUCUACGACAUGUCUCCGAUCCGGCACUUACCCGUGAUCUUCGUGAACGGGGUCCCGGGCGCCGGCAACCAGACCGUUGCGCAGACCAUCUCAAAUAUAACUGGAUAUACCAUGAUAAGGCCUGGAGAGCUGGUCAGGGCUGAAGCGGCGAAGGACACCGCUAGAGGGCGCUUGAUUGCAGAUAAGUUACAGGCACAGGAAGAUAUACCUGAGCAACUAACAGUGGACCUGAUAAAGGAGGCGAUGCUAAUGCAGCAAGAUGCAAAGGGCUUCAUCCUCGUUGGCUUCCCGAAGAACCCUCGCAUGUCUAACAUCUUCAACAGGCAGGUCAAGUGGCCUGAGAAGAUUGUUGCUCUCGAAGUUGAUAAUGAGGUAGCAGCAACAAGACUACAGAACAAGCUGUCAGAGUUAGGCCGGCCGGAGUCCGAGAUCAACGCGGCGCGGCAGAUCGUCAGGGACGCGGCGCACAAGGUCAAAAACGUACAUAAACGGUUCGGGGGACAUGUUAUAACGCUGGAUAGCAGCGGCAAUCCAAAAGCUUUAGCAUCUACACUCAAGGAGAUACUAUCAGACACUAUAGAGAAGUGUCAGAAGCGGCCAGAGUCACCCGAGCCCCGGCCCCCAACCGUCGUCUCUGCGCCCGCAGUCGCCCCCAUCUCGAUGGCGCUGUCUCCAGACAUCGCCCCCACGGAAGUAGCCACUGACGGGGACAAGUGAUAGGGUUACUCGUUUAAUUAUUGUGACUUGUUUUAAAUUUUGCUAUAAUACAUGUUACUAUUCUUA